Molecule: messenger RNA, 1764 nt
Organism: Boleophthalmus pectinirostris (great blue-spotted mudskipper)
Lineage: Eukaryota; Metazoa; Chordata; Actinopteri; Gobiiformes; Gobiidae
Gene: mcl1b
Product: MCL1 apoptosis regulator, BCL2 family member b
Exons: 3
Coding region: 138-995 (285 amino acids)
Biological process (GO): extrinsic apoptotic signaling pathway in absence of ligand; release of cytochrome c from mitochondria; intrinsic apoptotic signaling pathway in response to DNA damage
Cellular component (GO): mitochondrial outer membrane
Molecular function (GO): protein homodimerization activity; protein heterodimerization activity; channel activity
Source: RefSeq, a predicted model, not a curated record
UCCGGAAUCUCAGUUCCUUCCGCAGUUACGAUGGGAUCUCAAGUGUAGUGUAAACUUUAUCUUAAUUGGAAUUCAGUUAAUUUUAAAUUACUCACUAGACGUAAACGCGUUAAUUCGUGUUUCACCCGCUUGCAAAAAUGAAUAUUAUUAAUUCUCCAGCGAAGAGGACGGCUUUGAAACUCUCCACCGUGGGCUUGUUCCUGCCUCAAAAUGGAGUCGCGGAGGGGAAUAUGCACUGUGGAGCUACAGAUUCUUCCGCGCAGAUGCCUAGGCCUGCAAACAUGGACACUCGUAAAGGGAAUACGGGCUCCGGCGCCUCUUCACACGCGCGACCAACAGCUUUAGUAAUGAAAAACGAACUUGUAAAUAAAAAUUUGCCUGAGGAUUACGAGAACUCGGGGGAUUCUCUGCCCUGUACGCCGGAGUUCCACUCGGACAGCGAAAUUGAGCUCUCCGGCUACUCGGCGGAGCACGAAGUGUUGGAGAGCGACACGAGGCAGCUUCUUAGCGAUUUUUUCAAGCUUUUUACGGGGAUUUCACAGUCGAAGUGGAAACAACGCCCAGCUUUAUCCACGAUGAAGAGGGUGGUCGACAACCUUUUGGAAAAGCACAGAUACGCAUAUAAUGGAAUGAUAAACAAACUAUCUCUGGACGACAGGGGAGAUGACGUAUCGUUCAUUAGCACAGUAGCCAAGAGUAUCUUUGAAGAUGGCACCACCAACUGGGGUCGUAUUGCCAGCCUGAUAGCCUUCGGGGCUGUGGUGUGCCAGUACCUGAAGACAAAAGGACGAGAAAGCUGCGUAGAGCAAGUGGGUCAAGAAAUUUCCUCAUACCUUCUGAUGGACCAACGAGACUGGCUAAUCAGGAACAACUCCUGGGAUGGUUUUGUCGACUUCUUCAGAGUAGAAGACCCAGAAUCAGCAGUGAGGAGCACACUUAUGGCUGUAGCCGGAUUAGCUGGUAUUGGUGCAACGCUGGCCAUGCUGAUAAGGUGAAUGCAGUGGACUAUUAAAAAGACCUUUUGUCACAUGUUGGAUGUCAUCACUUUUUUGACACAAAGAUGGAAAUGAGAGCAAUGUUCCUUAUUUUGAACUUUGCAAAGACACACACUUGGACAUUUUUUGAGACUUUUAAAGUUGUAUUUAAUCACAAAGAUGGAAAUGAGAGCGAUGUUCCUUAUUUUGAACUUUGCAAAGACACACACUUGGACAUUUUUUGAGACUUUUAAAGUUGUAUUUAAUUUCAAAGUUUAUUUUUCUAAUAAAUGUUAAAAAUGCCUCUAUGCAAAAUGGUUACAGGUCUCAGUUGAUCUGAAAUCUGCUGUUGAUUAUGUUUACUUUGAGAGACUGCUAUUUUGGGAAUCAAUGGAUAAAACAGAGAGCACAAGGCUGUUUCCGUGUUUUUCACAAUUUCCAUAAAUAGGCCUGGAUCUUCAUUGUGUGGACACUUGAACAUGUCAGAGGAGGAGGGGCAGAUUUGCAUGAGAGUUGGGAGUGCUACUUCCGUGUCACUUUAAAUAUCGAGGAUUGGCACUAACUAACCGGAAGUGUCCUGGACUUUUCAGAGCUGUGGGCUGAGUUGGACACUUGUUCUUUGAUUUGCCCCUGAGUUCUUAAAUUGAGGAGGGCUAUCAUAAUAGUCUUCUGUGAUUGUGAAAGUGCAGAAGUUGGAUUUGUGAUGGUAAUGAUACAAUUAUAAGUUAAUUCCAAUAUAUUCGAACCACACAUUUUCCCAGCAGUGAAUAAAUGGCAGCAUUCACACAUA